ACAAAAAUGAAGAUAAACACGAGAGAUGACCAAGCAAACAAGCAGUAGUAAGAAUCAGCAGAGUAAAAAUACACGUUCAAAAUGGCGUCGGAAGUUGCAUCGGAUGAAAUUCAAUUUAGAAACCUUCUCAAAACAUGCCAUAGUUACGAUUGAUGAUGAACAGCACUUUUCUGUUAAGUGCUAUGGCUAUUAUGGGGCAUUUUGCGAAAAAAAAAACGUACUUAGAAAAGCUGUGAAACAAUUUAUCGAACUUUGUAAUAAUAUUGGCUCAACAUGCACACCUAGACGUAAUAUCUCACAGACAACUGCUGUCAAGUUCCUUUAUGCACGCAAAUUUGAUGUCCCCCGGGCUGUGUCACUGUAUGAACAACAUGAACAGAUACGUCUCAAGGAGGGGCUCUAUAAUAUUGAUCCGGAUGUUGAACCAUUACGUUCAGAGUUGCAAACGGGCAAAUUCACAAUAUUGUCUGCCCGAGAUUCCAGUGGUGCUGCCAUAGCCCUCUUCACCGCCAACAAACACAGUCCCUUGUGCGUCACACACACAACGACACUGCAGGGAAUUGUGUAUCAACUGGAUUGCGCUUUACAGGAUACAGAAACACAAAAGGCUGGUCUAGUGUUUAUCUACGAUAUGAGCGGCUCAAAGUAUUCAAAUUUCGAUUAUGAUUUAUCUCAGAAAAUUUUGACAUUACUUAAGGGUGGCUAUCCAGCACGACUGAAAAAAGUUUUAAUUGUUACGGCACCCCUGUGGUUUAAGGCUCCCUUCAAAAUUUUGCGCCUAUUUGUGCGAGAGAAAUUGCGCGAACGCGUUUUCACUGUAUCAGUGCCUACGCUGAGCCUACACGUGCCACGCAGAGCAUUGCCCAUACAUCUCGGCGGUACACUGGAAAUUGAGCAUAACACAUGGUUGCUGCAUUGCCGCAAAUCGAUGACGAAUCGUGAAGACGAGUUGCUCGCCAACAUUGGUGGUUUGUCAGCGGCAACAGCGGCGACAGCGGCAGCAAAUCAAAACAGUUUGAGCAACCAAUCACACAUCACAAACACCGUCGGAGUGGUGGCAAACGGCGAUUGUCAACGUUUUCUGGCGGAACCCAACGAAAAUAUCACAAACCACAGCAACAACACAUCAACAACAACUGCAGCAACAGCAUCACCAACAUCACUGUUAAACGGACAUCAUAAUAAUUCUAGUAGCAUCGCAGCCGCGCCAUUAGUGCCAAUUGCCAACAAUUUAAAUAAUCUAAACAACAGUACGUCACCCAAUAACGCCAAAUUGUUGGCGGUGGGUCUAGCUAACGGCGGCCUUGUCGCCGGCACCAUUGUCAACGGUGAUCUAGUGCAUACGGCAACGUCGCCGUCGUCCUCCUCCGCUUCCUCCACGCCCUUGGUGGUGAACGGCAUCGUUACGGGUAUCAGCGCCUUAAGUGGUAGUGCCACUGCUGGUUCCGGUGGUGGUGGCGGCGGUGUUGUUGUUGGCCAAACAACACCGACAAACAACACAUCAGCGACAAAUAACACAGCAACAGCAGCAGGAACAACAACAACAACGGGUCUCAGUGAUUUCUGGACAGAGAACCCACCAAGUAGUGCCUCGUCGGGAUUCAGUGAUGACGACAGUCUGGCUGGCCAAGAGGGUGAUCCGAAAACAAUUGAACAAAUUGUUCAAAUGGUAAAGACACGGGGGCGUCAGGGUCUGGUGAAAGAAUAUGCCGAAAUCCGCAGUCGAGCCCCGGAUGGCACGUUUCUACAUGCCAGAAUGCGCAAUAACGUGACCAAAAAUCGCUACACAGAUGUUCUUUGUUAUGACCACAGUCGAGUUGUUCUAUCCCGAGUCGGUGGUGAUGAGGUAUCGGAUUAUAUAAAUGCCAAUUUUGUAGAUGGUUACAAACAGAAAAAUGCAUACAUUUCAACUCAAGGCCCAUUACCAAAGACAUCCCAAGAUUUCUGGCGCAUGAUCUGGGAGCAACAUUGUUUAGUUAUAGUUAUGACAACACGUGUUAUGGAACGUGGACGCGUUAAAUGCGGUCAAUAUUGGGAACCAGCCGAAAAUAGUUCCUUAGAAUUUGGAAAUUUCCAUGUGCGAACACUUAGUAUAGAAACUAAUGAAGAUUAUACAGUAGCCUCAUUAGAAUUGAGAAAUACAAAGACUGAUGAAGUAAGAAAUGUAUCACAUUGGCAAUUUACCAGCUGGCCCGAUUAUGGUGUGCCUAGUUCUGCUAUGGCCAUGAUAACAUUUUUACAAAAAGUACGCGAGAAACAGGCUCAAAUGGUACAGGCGCUGGGUGAUACAUGGGCUGGACAUCCUAGAGGACCCCCAAUUGUUGUACAUUGCAGUGCGGGUAUAGGAAGAACAGGUACAUUUAUAACUUUGGACAUUUGCAUAUCUCGUCUCGAGGAUGUUGGUACGGCCGAUAUACGUGGAACUGUGGAAAAGAUACGUGCUCAACGUGCAUAUUCAAUACAAAUGCCCGAUCAAUAUGUAUUUUGUCAUUUAGCGUUAAUUGAAUAUGCGAUCUCAAGGGGAAUGUUAAAGGCUGUCGAUCUGGAGGGUUUCGAUGACAGAGAAGAUGAUUCCGAAUAAAAUGGGAAAUAGUAACAACAAAAACAACCAACUAACAACAAUAAUUACAACAACCAACAAAUAUAUAAUUUGUUUUUAAUUCAAAGAAGGCCAACACUACCAACUACACCACCAAAAUCCUGUCAACAAAACAAACGGAAACCAUAAAAUGAAAUCCACAACAAUUUUAAACAAAAAAAGAGUGUUUUUCUCUUUUUUCAAUACCUAAAACAAAGAAACACAGGAAGACAGAUCAACCUACCUAAAAGAUAUGAUAUUUGUAAAACUGUGAAAUAGUUUCAUUCAGUUUCAUCUUUAGGUAAUACAAAAAAAAAACAACCACAAGCCCCCUACUACUAAGUUUGUUAUUAUGGUAUUUUGUUUUUCUCAAUACAAAAUCAUUUUUUUUAUAGUAAAAAACAAAGAAAAACCUGGAAAACCAACUCCCUACUACUUCUACCACUACACACCCACACACACACACACACUACGAAAUAGUUUACAAUCAAUUAAUUUUUUGUUAUUUAUUAAAAAAAAAAGAAAAAAUAAAUAUAUGUAUGUAUUAUUGUAAUGUAAACACAGAAAUAAAAAAAGUCUAAACAAAAAUAAUCCAUAGCUAUUAGUUUUGGGCCCCAUUAUAAAGGACGAUUCGUUCAUCCCAACAAGAAGUUUUGAAAGCGUAGUAACAAACCAUAUUUUUUUUUACUUUCGAUGACAGAUAGAAGGACACUAUUGAGAAUAGCCGCCAUCAAUUAAUAAUAAGGCAUAUAUAAGUUAUACAAUCAAACAAACAACAACAACUACAACAACAAGAACCUUAAUCUGUUUUCACAUGUUUUUAUGUAAUUUGUGGAUAAUAAUUUAUAUAUGUAAAGAAAACAAAAAAACAAACAAAACAAAGGACAAUUUUUAUAAAACAAAAACAGCAAACAGCCAAGCCGAUUAGAAGAAAACCCAUAUUUGCGUAGUUUUUAGAUCAGUGAUUUGUAGAUGAAACAAGAGAACCAACAUUAACAGUAACAACCAACGUAGAUUCUUAUGUUAAUUUUUUUAAUUUAAUUUUUUUUUUUAAUCAUUAAUGUUUUUUUCUGUUUAACUAUUGCUAUUAUUACAAAUUACAAAAAAAAAAAUAUAUAUAUAUAUAUUAUUUAAAUCGUAAUGGAAAAAACCCCAAUACCCAUACUUGUUGUCAUUAAAACCAUCAAAUGUGUGGCAAAACAAAAACAAAAAAAAAACAACUGGAAAAGAGAAUGAAUGCGGUUAAACAAGCGAUGAUGAAGAGUAUGAAUGUUAAUUAUAACGCUAAAUUUAAAUUAAAAUAAUGAUAAUAUUAUCUAUAUAUAUAUAUAUAAAUAUAUUAUACAUAACUUAAUAUAAACGAAAUAAAAUAAAUUUAAUUAUA
This is a messenger RNA of Stomoxys calcitrans (stable fly), 3962 nucleotides long. It is a transcript of the gene Ptpmeg2, whose product is annotated as tyrosine-protein phosphatase non-receptor type 9. NCBI's taxonomy places the organism in Eukaryota, Metazoa, Arthropoda, Insecta, Diptera, Muscidae. The transcript is spliced from 10 exons. The coding region runs from base 26 to 2581 and encodes 851 amino acids. Gene Ontology annotation, biological process: protein dephosphorylation. The record is from RefSeq and is a predicted model, not a curated record. Gene Ontology annotation, molecular function: protein tyrosine phosphatase activity.